This is a messenger RNA of Ipomoea triloba (trilobed morning glory), 381 nucleotides long. RefSeq lists its product as uncharacterized. The transcript has a single exon. The record is from RefSeq and is a predicted model, not a curated record. NCBI's taxonomy places the organism in Eukaryota, Viridiplantae, Streptophyta, Magnoliopsida, Solanales, Convolvulaceae. Bases 1 to 381 code for a protein of 126 amino acids.
AUGCUGCUGCGCGUAGGGUGGACGUGCAUCGACCUGGUGAUAAUGAGCAACGUGACGGACACGAGGCGCCACAUCGGGGGCGUGUUGAAUAGCGGGAAGGUGCAGCGCUGGGUGAGGCGGUGCGUGAGCGAGUGCUACAGCCUCUACGACAGGGCCCUCCUCCAAGCGGAAAGAUUGUUGUGGGAGUACAAUUCCAUUGAAUAUGCAGCCAUCCGCAUCAUGAAUCAUGCGGCGUUAUGCGAUGAAUUGUUCGUGGAGGGCAGUCAAAGCAUGCCGGUCCCCGGCUGCGGCGGCGGGGUGUCGCCGUUCUCGGCGAGAAAUAACCACACUGUCCAGUUGUCUGGGAUGGCGCUGGCCGUCAUUCGUCUCGUGAAAAGCUAA